This is a messenger RNA of Oryctolagus cuniculus (rabbit), 3633 nucleotides long. RefSeq names its product LLGL scribble cell polarity complex component 2 (gene LLGL2). Gene Ontology annotation, molecular function: myosin II binding; GTPase activator activity. Gene Ontology annotation, cellular component: cortical actin cytoskeleton; plasma membrane; cytoplasm. Gene Ontology annotation, biological process: cortical actin cytoskeleton organization; regulation of Notch signaling pathway; establishment of spindle orientation. NCBI's taxonomy places the organism in Eukaryota, Metazoa, Chordata, Mammalia, Lagomorpha, Leporidae. The record is from RefSeq and is a predicted model, not a curated record.
CGUAGGUGAGCAGGAAGCGACGGCCGCCCAGCAGCCCGUGGGCCGGCGCGCGGAGCCAGCGGAGCGGCGCCGGGGGACGCCGAGGCCUCGGGCGGGGCCGGCCCGGGUUGCAGGAAACCACACUCUUCAAGGCUUCCUUCAGGCCUCAGCUUGGAAGACCCCCCCCCCCCGAGACCCGUGUCCCCCUCCGUGCCCUAGUGACCGUGUUCCAAGGUCUCGGCGGGGGUCUGCGGCCAGCCCAGGAGGAUGAGGCGGUUCCUGAGACCCGGGCACGACCCUGCGCGGGAGAGGCUGAAGCGGGACCUGUUCCAGUUCCACAAGACGGUGGAACAUGGCUUCCCGCACCAGCCCAGCGCCCUCGGCUACAGCCCCUCCCUGCGCCUCCUGGCCAUCGGCACGCGCUCCGGAGCCAUCAAGCUCUACGGCGCCCCAGGGGUGGAGUUCAUGGGGCUGCACCGGGAGAACAAUGCUGUGAUGCAGAUCCACUUCCUGCCUGGCCAGUGCCGGCUGGUCACUCUGCUGGAUGACAACAGCCUGCACCUGUGGAGCCUGAAGGUCAAGGAUGGGCUGUCAGAGCUGCAGGAGGAUGAGCACUUCGUGCUCCGAGGGCCCCCAGGGGCUGCCCCCAGCGCCACGCAGAUCACCGUGGUCCUGCCCCAUUCCUCCCGAGAGCUGCUCUACCUGGGCACCGAGAGUGGCACCGUGUUCGUGGUGCAGCUGCCGGCCUUCCACGUGCUGGAGGACCGGACCAUCAGCGCCGACGCCGUGCUGCAGAGGUUGCCUGAGGAGGCCCGUCACCGGCGGGUGUUCGAGAUGGUGGAGGCGCUGCAGGAACACCCCCGAGACCCCAGCCAGAUCCUGAUCGGCUACAGCCGGGGCCUCGUUGUCAUCUGGGACCUGCAGGGCAGCCGCGUGCUCUGCCAUUUUCUCAGCAGCCAGCAACUAGAGAACGUCUGCUGGCAGCGAGACGGCCGCCUCAUCGUCAGCUGCCACUCUGACGGCAGCCACUGCCAGUGGCCUGUGUCCAGCGACACCCCGCACCCAGAGCCUCUGCGCAGCUCCGUGCCGUACGGUCCCUUUCCAUGCAAAGCCAUUACCAAAAUCUUCUGGCUGACCACCAGGCAGGGGUUGCCGUUCACCAUCUUCCAGGGCGGCAUGCCCCGCGCCAGCUACGGGGACCGCCACUGCAUCUCGGUGGCCCAUGACGGGCAGCAGACGGCCUUCGACUUCAGCUCCCGCAUCAUCGACUUCACCGUCCUGGCCGAGGCGGACCCUGCGGCUGCCUUUGACGACCCCUACGCGCUGGUGGUGCUGGCGGAGGAGGAGCUGGUGGUCAUCGACCUGCACACGGCGGGCUGGCCGCCCGUGCAGCUGCCCUACCUGGCCUCCCUGCACUGCUCGGCCAUCACCUGCUCCCAUCACGUCUCCAGCAUCCCGCUGAAGCUGUGGGAGCGCAUCAUCGCGGCUGGCAGCCGACAGCACACGCACUUCUCCACCAUGGAGUGGCCCAUUGACGGCGGCACCAGCCUGGCCCCAGCCCCGCCCCAGCGGGACCUGCUGCUCACGGGGCACGAGGACGGCACGGUACGGUUCUGGGAUGCGUCGGGCGUCUGCUUGCGGCUGCUCUACAGGCUCAGCACGGUGCACGUGUUCCUCACCGACACAGACGCCAGUGAGGGCCUCAACGCCCAGGCCGAGGAUGAGUGGCCCCCGCUGCGGAAGGUGGGCUCCUUUGACCCCUACAGCGAUGACCCCCGACUGGGCAUCCAGAAGAUUUUCCUCUGCAAAUACAGCGGCUACCUGGCUGUGGCAGGCACGGCGGGGCAGGUGCUGGUGCUGGAGCUCAACGACGAGGCAGCGGAGCACGCGGUGGAGCAGGUGGAGGCCGACCUGCUGCAGGACCAGGAGGGCUACCGCUGGAAGGGGCACGAGCGCCUGGCCGCCCGCCCGGGGCCUGUGAGCUUCGAGCCUGGCUUCCAGCCCUUCGUGCUGGUGCAGUGCCAGCCCCCGGCCGUGGUCACCUCCUUGGCCCUGCAUUCCGAGUGGCGGCUCGUGGCCUUCGGCACCAGCCACGGCUUCGGCCUCUUCGACCACCAGCAGCGGCGGCAGGUCUUUGUCAAGUGCACGCUGCACCCCAGUGACCAGCUCGCCCUGGAGGGCCCGCUGUCCCGCGUGAAGUCCCUCAAGAAGUCCCUGCGCCAGUCGUUCCGCCGCAUGCGCCGCAGCAGGGCGUCCAGCCGGAAGCGGCGUCCAGCCGGCUCCCCGGGAGAGGUGCCGGCGGGGGCCCCCAGGGCCGAGCGGGCUGGCCUGCAGAACAUGGAGCUGGCCCCGGUGCAGCGCAAGAUCGAGGCCCGCUCGGCGGAGGACUCCUUCACGGGCUUCGUGCGGACCCUCUACUUCGCCGACACCUUCCUGAAGGACAGCUCCCGCCACUGCCCCUCGCUGUGGGCUGGCACCAACGGGGGCACCGUCUACGCCUUCUCCCUGCGCGUGCCCCCGGCCGAGCGGAGGAUGGAUGAGCCCGUGCGGGCAGAGCAGGCCAAGGAGAUCCAGCUGAUGCACCGAGCGCCGGUGGUGGGCAUCCUGGUGCUUGACGGACACAGCAUUCCCCUUCCCGAGCCCUUGGAAGUGGCCCAUGACCUGUCGAAGAGCCCGGACAUGCAGGGGAGCCACCAGCUGCUUGUGGUGUCUGAGGAGCAGUUCAAGGUCUUCACGCUGCCCAAGGUGAGCGCCAAGCUGAAGCUGAAGCUGACGGCCCUGGAGGGCUCCCGCGUGCGGCGCGUCGGCGUGGCCCACUUCAGCAGCUGCCGAGCCGAGGACCACACCGAGCACCACCUGGCGGUGCUCACCAACCUGGGCGACAUCCAGCUGGUGUCCCUGCCGCUGCUCAAGCCGCAGGUGCGCUACAGCUGCAUCCGGCGGGAAGACGUCAGCGGCAUCGCCUCCUGCGUCUUCACCAAGCACGGCCAGGGUUUCUACCUGAUCUCCCCCUCGGAGUUCGAGCGCUUCUCUCUGUCCACCAAGUGGCUGGUGGAGCCCCGCUGCGUGGUAGACUCUGGAGAAACCAAGAACCACAGCAGGCCCGGCAACGGGGCAGGCCCCGAGCGGGCUGGGGGCAGAGCCAGGAACACAGGGAGCCAGAGCGAUGCAGAGGAGAAAUCCAGCCCGGUGAUGGAGCAGGCACUGCUGAGCGAUGAGAGAGUCCUGAGGGAGAUUCAGAGCACGCUGGAGGGUGACCGGGGGAGCAGCGGCAGCUGGCGUUCCCGUCGAGCAGCCAUGGGACACAGCCCUGGUAACGGGGGAGAGUGAGCGCGCUGGGCGUGCAGGCUGCGCCGUGAGCACACACUACUGAGGGCCCCUGGUCGUGAGCACACACUACUGAUGGCCCCUGGUCGGAGCUCUGCCCCAGCGGCAGAGGCCCAGGCCCCACCCUGCUGCUGCUCCUGGCCCAAGGGAGGAGAGCCCCAGGCCCUGGGCCUGACUCCCCUAGGCCUGUCCGUCUUGAUCCUUUUGUCAGAGUUGCACAGUUUUUAUUCCCCUCCCCUCUUUUUGUAGUGGGCUGGGUUUUAAGUUAUAAAUUUUACCACUUCUGGGUGAAACAGAGUUUUUAAUAAACACCUAAUUACCUCUUCA